Molecule: messenger RNA, 1023 nt
Organism: Condylostylus longicornis
Lineage: Eukaryota; Metazoa; Arthropoda; Insecta; Diptera; Dolichopodidae
Product: omega-amidase NIT2
Exons: 6
Coding region: 116-961 (281 amino acids)
Biological process (GO): oxaloacetate metabolic process; L-glutamine metabolic process
Cellular component (GO): mitochondrion
Molecular function (GO): omega-amidase activity
Source: RefSeq, a predicted model, not a curated record
AUAAUCAGCUGAUUCCAUUUGUUUGUUAUCACAAUUUUUUUUUUUUCAUUUUCAAACAUUCAAUUAAUAAAACUUGUAAAAAUAUAGCAAUAUUGUUUUCAAUUUUUUGUGCAGUAUGUCUAAAAUUCAAAAUUGUUUAAAAGUAGCGCUUUUGCAACUUCAAGGUGGUGUUGAUAAAAUUAAAAAUGUCGAAAAUGCCGUAUCUAAAAUUAAGGAAGUAGCCUUGAAACAUAAAGCAGAAUUAGUAGCUUUGCCUGAAUGUUUUAAUUCACCUUAUGGAACCAAAUAUUUUGCGGAAUACGCUGAAACUAUUCCUGACGGAUAUACUAGUAAAAUUCUUUCUCAAACUGCUAAAGAAACUGGAAUAUAUAUAGUUGGUGGAACUAUUCCAGAAAAGGAUAAUGAGAAAUUGUUCAAUACCUGUACAGUGUGGGACCCAUCUGGAAAUAUGAUUGCAAAACAUAGAAAAAUACAUUUAUUUGAUAUUGAUGUUAAAGGUGGAAUACGAUUUAAAGAAUCUGAAACCCUAUCUGCUGGAAACAAUUUCACUAUGAUCGAAAUAUUCGGCAAUAAAAUUGGUAUUGGAAUUUGCUAUGAUAUUCGAUUUGAAGAAAUGGCUCGAAUUUACCGAAAUGAAGGUUGUAAAAUGUUAAUAUACCCAGCAGCAUUUAAUAUGACUACUGGUCCGAUGCAUUGGGAAUUAUUGCAACGCGCUCGUGCAAAUGAUAAUCAAUUAUUCGUUUUAACUAUAUCUCCAGCAAGAGAUGAAAAUUCGAGCUAUGUAGCGUGGGGUCAUUCUAUGGUUGUUGAUCCGUGGGGAAAAAUUUUAGCAUCAGCUGAUGAAAAUGAAAAAACGAUUGUUGCAGACAUAGACUUUAGUAUGGCAGAUAAUGUCAGACAACAAAUACCUGUAGGAUUCCAAAGACGUACUGAUUUAUAUGAAACGAUAAAAAAAAAUUAAUCUGAUUUAUAUUUUGUAAAUUUGUACAUAAUCGCAAUGAAAUAUAUGCAUGUUGUCUUAAA